AAGAUCUAAUUGCACCACAAGUAUAUGUAGUUCAUCCAACAAAAUGCCUACCGCAGAUUCAGUGUCAGUGUUCGCGGAAGGGACUUUCGAAGAGCAGAUACAAGAGCUAGUGGAUUAUGCCACUCGAAGUAGCCCAGGGGAUGAACGGGCUACUGCGUCACAAUCUUUCCGGGAUAUUAUUAAGCCAGCUGAAGGGGCUAAACCUAUUGAAGAGGAUCAGGAAAGAAAACGGAACGCGUUGACCUUUGUGCUAGAUCAGACGAAAAGCUUGGGCGAUGGAUCAGAACAAGAAAUCGAGGGCUACUUUAACCUUCUCUUCUCUCACCUUCUGACACUAUGGCCAACCAACUCACCGGAAAUUAAACAUCACGUCUCCUCGCUCCUCGAUGUUCUUACUUCAUCACCUUCCGAGCAUUCAUCAGUGAGGUAUCGCGUCAUAUCAAAUUUGUUCAAUGCAACUCCUCGUAAUUCAGCUCUCCGCCUACCUAUUUACACUGCGUUAUUAAAAGUUGCCGCCAACAAUGGAGAGCUCCACACUUUGCGUUUAUCCAAAAAAGAUAUCGAGCAGUGGUUGCAAGAAUGGGAUAUCUCUGGGGAAGAGCGCAGUCAAUUCCUCAAGUCCAUUGUCGAUGCAUUCAUACAAUCUGACCAGCCGGAAACUGCGUAUCAUCACACGCUUUCCUAUGUUUCUUCAUUACCAUCCUCCUCGCCUGAAAGUCAAUCCGCGGCGGUCGAUGCCAUAGCCUUAGCAUUGCGCCUGCCCAGCUUGUUCGACUUUGACCCAUUGUUCAAGUUGGACGCUGUUGUCUCAGCACAGGAUCAUGAGCUUUUCUCGCUUCUCCAGGUGUUUUUUAAUAGCGGCCUACCAGAAUUAAAUUCAUGGCUCGAAAGCCAUCCCGCUGCUCUCGAAAAAUAUGAACUCGACCGAGCACAGCUUGAGCGUAAAAUCCGUCUUCUCUCAUUUGCGUCACUGGGUUUUGCACACGUCGGGCAUGACUUGCCAUAUUCAGAGGUCGCGUCGAUCCUGCAGAUUGAGUUGAGUGAAGUAGAGAAGUGGGCGAUCGAUGUGAUCCGUACCGGUCUUCUUUCUGGAAAGCUUUCGCAGACCACUCAAUCUCUACACGUUUACCGCUCGUCGGCGCGCACGUUUGAGCGAGAGCAAUGGGAGGCACUGGAAAAACGUCUUGUUGCGUGGAAGGCAGGACUAGCGAGCGUGCUGGAGGUUGUUACUAGUGCACAAAAGCGCGGUAACGGUUCGGGUGCAGGUGAAGCCGUGCAGCAGGUCACGCAGACAGGUGAGAGCGUUCAGGUUGACGCUGCGUAGCCUACAUCAGAGUUCCUCUGGUCAGUAAAUGAAGGUCAUGGUUGUUGACUGCGAUUUGUGGGAAAGCCGGGGAAGUCUAUCUGAACAUGACUUCGAUUUUGAUGUCGAACGUUUAAAACUCUCCCUACUCAGACGAGCACACUUUGGCCUGGGCGCUAUCAACGUCCAGGGGUGUUGAUUACAGCAAUAUUGCGCAGCCAAGCAACUGAAUCCUGUAUAUACUACGUAACGUGUUCCCGUCAAUCAUGCCAUCACUUAUCACUACUGGUGGUGCUUUGCUCGGGAGUGCUGCUACGCGCUAUACACAGCGCACAGAUUCGAUGUGUGUAUGCACCCGCUCAGACAAAC
This is a messenger RNA of Suillus discolor, 1672 nucleotides long. RefSeq lists its product as uncharacterized. Gene Ontology annotation, cellular component: eukaryotic translation initiation factor 3 complex; cytoplasm. The transcript is spliced from 7 exons. Lineage: Eukaryota; Fungi; Basidiomycota; Agaricomycetes; Boletales; Suillaceae. Gene Ontology annotation, biological process: cytoplasmic translational initiation. The record is from RefSeq and is a predicted model, not a curated record. The coding region runs from base 44 to 1324 and encodes 426 amino acids. Gene Ontology annotation, molecular function: translation initiation factor activity.